GAGCCUGGAGAUGCACACUUUUAGAAAGUUUGAAAACAUAAUAAGCAGGGAAAAAAAGAUAACAUAAGAAGAGUGAACCAAUAACUCUUUUUGAAAAAUCUUCAACAGACAGCCAUGUCUUCGAGGCCCAGAAGCCAGAAGCAGUUUUCACAGAACACGUGUGGUUUGGGGGAAAAGAAGAAAACCCAUGAUCAGUGUUGUCCUGUGUGAAAUAUUGAAGGGAGAAAGACAGCUGGCAGAGCUUAAAGCCAAGGAUGAGGAAGGCACACAGGCAUUUCUGGCAGCUGAAGGUUUAUCAGGUGCUAAAAAGUUUGAAGGACCACACAAAGGAGCUGCAGGAGGACAUUAUGAAAAUACAGGAGCGCUUUCAUGAAGCUUUUGUUGAGGAUGAAGAUGCUGAUGAUGCUCUGGAGGAAGCAAAGGCAGACAGCAAAGAGUUCAGUCAAAAGGAGGCAGAGUUAGACACGUUAAAGAAGGAGUACGCUGAACUGAUGGAGAGGAGAGAGGAGCUACAGCAUCAAGUUCAGAGGCACUCAAUGUACAAACACUUCAUGGAGCGUGUGCUCAAAAUAACAAAGUUUGAGGAUGCUGAGGCUCUCGCAGACUACGCAGAGAGUCUACUCCAUUUUCGAGGUCAGUUCUACCAGAAGGAGAUGACGUUGCAGGAUGAGGUCGACCAGCAGAAGAAAGCACUGUUAACCCUGCAGGACCAGCACAACUUGGUGGUAAUGCAGAAAAACAGUCUGCUGUCUCAGCUCCAGACCGAGUUAGAGAAGACUCAGGCCGAAGCUCUCACAUGGGAACAAAAGUGGAACCACAUUCAGGAAACAGCUGCAAAGAAGACACUAGAACUGGGAAAGAUUAAGAGGGCAAUCCUAAAUCUCUAUGAAAUGACAGCAGGUGCCAUAGGAGAGAAGGAAGGAGUUGAUAUGAAUGACACAGAGACGCAGCUGAACAAGCUGCAGAUGUUCUUUGAACAUGAAAAUGAGAUAGCGAAACAAUAUCAAGCCAGACUGCAGCCAGCGAUGGAAAGAAGCCAAACACAAAACCUCUGUGAACACAAAACCCCCCCAAAAAAUGAAUGCAUAUUCAGUUUCUUGGAAUACCAAAUCAUUUAUUACUUCAAAUAAAGGUUGAAAAUAUUGAGGUUUUUGAGCUGUUUUAAAACUGAAUAUGACUGAAUAGUUAAUAUUUUAGCUGUAAGUUAACUGAACAUUCACGUUUAGGACAGGUAACUUCAAUAAUACCUGAAAAUUCGAUUCCAUGUGCAAUCAGCAGCUGAUUAGUUGCUUUGGAAAGGCUCCUUAGUUUGUCUUCCUGACUGUAUUUAUUCAGUUAGCAGUGGUGGAGCAUUCGAGUGGAGUGGAAAAUUUCCUUAAUUGCUACCUGUGACUGUUUUUAAUUUAUUCAUUUUGUUUUUCAAUCCAGUGCCUGUUUUAUUAAACAGUAGAAUAAGGACGUAUAUGUGAACCCAGCUGUCAUCCUUAAUAGGCUGACACCUCAGACACGCGCUCCACGUCUUAAUAUGGCAGUAUUUAGGAUGUACGCUCUCAGGGACAUGAUAAGGAGGCAAAACCUCAUUAUGUAGUCCUCAUAAUAAAGCAACUUGAGGCAACUGUAGUUGUGAAUUGGCAUUACAUACAUAUACAUACAUUAUACAUACAAUACCGUAUAUCCAGAAAGCCUACAUGCAGAUGGUUUUAGGUCCACGUGACUGUGAUGCAAAUCAUUGAAAACACAGAGCACUGCACUGCCACCCUGUGGACAUCAAAGAGUAUUUCAUUUACUCAGUGAAUGAGUCCAUUUAUUUUCUUGGGCUGGUUAGACGUGCUUCUAAUUAAUAGUUAAGUAGAAGCAUGUUGGAAAUUUGCUGAGGUUGUCACAUCUCUUAAUCACAAGAUGUUUACUCAGAAUGCAGCAAAGCUCACACACAAAGGCACAGAGAUGCUCGUGAGUACAGCCCCAUGCCGUUGUGAGUAAAACAUCAGUGUAGAUGUCUGUUGGUUUGACUAAUAAAAAUGU
This is a messenger RNA of Oreochromis niloticus (Nile tilapia), 2022 nucleotides long. Its product is annotated as coiled-coil domain-containing protein 42 homolog. The record is from RefSeq and is a predicted model, not a curated record. Bases 255 to 1130 code for a protein of 291 amino acids. The transcript has 7 exons. NCBI's taxonomy places the organism in Eukaryota, Metazoa, Chordata, Actinopteri, Cichliformes, Cichlidae.